This is a messenger RNA of Anopheles merus, 3192 nucleotides long. RefSeq lists its product as uncharacterized. The coding region runs from base 280 to 2127 and encodes 615 amino acids. Lineage: Eukaryota; Metazoa; Arthropoda; Insecta; Diptera; Culicidae. The transcript is spliced from 2 exons. The record is from RefSeq and is a predicted model, not a curated record.
GGUGACAGUUUGGUUGUGGCGGUGCCCACGGUACGCGGUGUGUUGGUUUGUCUGUGGUGCGAUGGGCUCGGCUCACAGGUCGCUGUGAAGUGUGUUCCUUCCAUCCAAAGUGGCUGUUUAGUGCAGAGUGUUGCGAACUUGGUUCGUGUAGUGAAAAUUAGUGACAAAAAAGGGAUGUGAAUUUUCACAUUAAAGAGGUGUGCGUGUGUGACUACUAGUGUACCAGUGGUUAGUGAGCGGUUCAAGAAGAUAACUUUUCCAACAGCCCUUUUCUUCAGAAUGUUUAACGACCGAAAACUCACCGGAACGGGUCACGGAUUCGUGAAGGCGUACAGUAACAACUGGCUGUCGCAACUGGGUGCAGUGUACAGAUAUGAAUCACCGAAGGAUGUGCUGCGCAAACCGAACCAUCAGCAUCGCAAGAUCGCACUGUACAGCAUACUGGCGAUGGCGUUCGUUGCCUUCUUUACGCUCUUCAUGAUCGUGCACGAAGCGGAACGCAAAUCGCGCAACAAGAUCUUGAUCGAGUCCAGCUUCACGAACGAAACUGCCAUCGAGCCAAGUGCGGGCGGGUAUAACACCAUCCUAACGACUCCGCUCUCCUCGGGUAUUCCAGCGAACGAAACGAAAGCAAUGAACGACGGCGAGGCAGAAGAAGGAUCGUCCAUGAAACGGACCCGUCGGCUACGGUACUACGGUGCGGAGCAGAAACCGACCGUCCGCCCGUCGGAGCUGGUCGGUCGCGAUCGGUUGGUGCUGCUGCCGGCACGCUUUCUGAAGCCACCGUUGCGUGCUCCCGAGUGGACAUCCUGGGAGGAAGCGAAAGAGAGCAAUUCCACCCAAGCGGACGAGGCAGAACGUCGGCGGGAUGUUUUGAACGUGGAACCGAAACCUUUCCAGCUGGCACCGUUAAAUGGCCAAACGGUACCGAUCGGAUUCCAACAACCGCGCGUCAAUCGAACGCCGAAAGCGCUCGCGCACAACGAUUGGACGCCCUCGAACGUGCAGGACAUUGUGCGGCAGCUAACGCUGGCUAAGCGCAAGCAGCAGCAACAGCUUCAGCAGCAGCACCUACUCUACUACAACUACCCGUACGCUCCUCAGGCUCUUCAACCGGCCGAGUUUAACCACCCGGUGCAUCCGAACCAUCGCGUAAAGUUAAGCGGCAUCUAUCGCCAUCCACGGAAGGAGGGUGACAUCACAACGCUGUUUGGGGCGGCCUCGCAAAAACCCCGCGAAGUGCAUCUGCAAGCACCGCAGCUCAUCAACCAGCAGCUGCAGCCCGAUCGGCUCUACAACUUCAAACCCUCCAACCCGAGCGAGGUGAAUCUGCUCGCGACGGAACAGUUCCGCUUUGCACCGGCCAGUCAGGCGACGCCCUCGGACAGUGAGGAGUGGCCAACGCGUGGUAUGCCUUUCUCCGUUAUGCUUAAUCUCGAACCGAUGCCAGUGGUUGGACUUGGUACGAAGAGCUUUGCGCAGCAGCAACGGUAUCACCAACGGAAGCGCAUCCGCAACCCGUACCGCAAUCCGUACCGUCAACCGGCCUGGCCGGAGCAAACCUUUGCCCAACUCACGCCUUACCAGCAGCAGCAGCAGCAGCGUGUAAGACCCUCCACAGCUCAACCGUAUCGGGCGGUGCCGUUCGGACAGGCCGCUAGUGACGAGUACGAAGGUGGUGAGAACUACUUCCGCAAGGAGGGACGUGUCCCACCGCGUAUCCCUCCCUUCUCCGCUCCCUUUAUCGCUCCCGGACGGUUGAUGGUACACUUUAACAUUUACCCCCGGCAUCAGGCGGUAUCGCAGGUGGCGAAUCGCAAAUCAAGCCACGAUUACAGUACGACACCGGCGACCGCUUCACUAGAAUCGCUGGAACUAAAUAAAGGAGAGGAAAGGCAACAGCCACAGCCCGUGGGACAGCAGCCGCCCAGUGAAGUCGCUCCGCCAACGCUGGCACCGGUCACCUCCACCGUGGAGGUGAUAAAAUCGAUCGAAAUUCCAACACAGAUCAACUUCGAUCAUGUCCCGCUGGGACGGAAUCCACCGCCACCGCUGCCAUCGUUUAGCCGGUGGACGAGUGAUGAAUGGGGUGGCUCUGGUCGGUGGACCGGUGGCGUACGGGUGUGAGAAAGGAUGCAUUUUCUUACAGUGAAAGGGAAUGAUAGUAAUUAGGUUGGUAAGACGAUAUGAUAGGGUAGAGACACGAGGCUGGGAAUAUGUGCAUUAAAACGGAGUAGAGGAUUGUUUGGUGAUGGAGAAGAAGAGUCCUCUCACCGCAGUUUUAUCUUCGUUGAUAGUUUCAUUUUAUCAAGAAGCUUUAUGUCAGUUAAUGAUAAACCAAUGGAAUGCUUGUUUAACGUGGCAUUUACAGGACGCGUAGGUCCUUCGACGCUCUAGCGGCGCGAAGGAUAGCGCGAAGGAUAGCAUGGCUCUUGUCCACAUUGGAGGACCUUUUGCACGCGUUAGUUGCCGAAAUAAAAAAAUGUCCAUUUAAGGAGGGAUAAUAUAAAAUUAUUCUAAGGUUAUUUGUUAACUAACAACAUGAACGAUAUGCAUUUUGCUCUCAAAUUCUGAUAGAAAACACAUUUGUCUAAAGGCAUAGGGAGAUGAGUUGUAAAAUGUGUUUCAUCAUAAAAUUCAAAAUAAAAUAGAAAAGGAAAACAUAUCGACCUCAAUUUUUCAAUUCAAUUUCAAACAGCAUUAAUUUUGGGUUUAUCUCUGACUGCAGGAACGGUAAGGAAGGUAAGACACAAUUAUGAUUACAACUCACACUUCUUCAACUACAGAUGUAGGAAGAAGGAAAAUAAACUAAUUCUGAACUAAUUUAAUUAAAUAUUGUUGUAGAACAUUGUCCAAAUUUUAUUUAGGUUUGUUAUUAAACACAAAUCUAAAUUCGAGUUUAAAUUAUUAAAACACAAUUACACUACUAACAAGCAGUAGCAAAAAUAAUGACAGAACCUAAGAACAUAACCUCAAGACUACAAAAAGCAUAAAUAGCAUUUCAUUCAUCGUACGAUCACUCAAGUAAGAAGAGGGUGACCCCUAGUGAAAUUGUUCUUCUGAUAUUCCGUUCUGUUGUUCAAACAGCAACCAGGUUUGUCAAACUUAUGCCACUGGCCUCAUUAUUAUUUUAAUAUUUCCAUUGAAAUUUUUUAACCUUCUCACAAAAGUGCGCUCAUGCUAAAAAAGCGA